Messenger RNA from Melampsora larici-populina 98AG31, 603 nucleotides. RefSeq lists its product as uncharacterized. NCBI's taxonomy places the organism in Eukaryota, Fungi, Basidiomycota, Pucciniomycetes, Pucciniales, Melampsoraceae. Bases 1 to 603 code for a protein of 200 amino acids. The record is from RefSeq and is a predicted model, not a curated record. The transcript has 4 exons.
AUGCCUAACACCGCCUUCAUUUCUGCAAUUGUACCAACCACCGCCGAUGCAAGGCCAUCACUACCAAUCCCCAAGUUCGUUGAUUGGCACCUCACCCUAGCAGACCUUGUUUUGCAAGAUGACUUAGGCGCGCCUGUCAACGAAAGUGUCCAUGUGUAUGGGUACACAAUGAACAACCACAAGCUCGCUCGUGGUCGUAUUUAUCACCUAUAUGGGCCCUUUCAAGAGCCAGUUUCUGGCCAAGCGAUGAUACGACAUGACCAAACUGCUCAAAGCGAGAUAGGCACGCACAGUAUCAAUCGCCAGGAGAUCGCCGGCAAAGCCAGCAUUAGUUCUUAUGGAAAGGUGAUUGCCUUUGAAUACAAUAAUGUCCAUAAUUCCAACGGGCAGUGGAAUCUCACGGUUAUAGCGGCACAUGAGCUCGCAAUCCCAGUGAUUAUCUAUUGGUUUGGGUACUACACUCCUGAGAGUGCUCAGUGGAAGUAUAUCAGACAUGAUUUGAUGAUGUCCUUCAGUGGACGAUUGGUAGGCAAAGAUCCGGAAACUGGUCGAUUCAUAGUGAAUGUCAUUGAUUAUACUGUGCACAAAACCUGUGCGAUAUGA